UAUUAGCAAAGCUGAUAUAACCAAGCCUUCAGGCACCUCUACGAGGCAUAAUGACUACCUUCAUGCGUUAGAUAAAAUUGCAGAUUCUAUUCGUUUAAAGUUAUCAGAUCUACUUUCAAAAUUAUCUAAGCUCAAUGUAGAAUAUAGAAAUGGGUUAUACGAGUUAAUUAUGCAGGUACAGAAAUGUAAACCUGAUAUUACAAUUUUGGAACAAUAUAUAUUUCGAUAUAAUCUGAAAUCAGAGUGUGAAGCAUUAAUAGAUUUCCGAAAUACAUGGUACAAG
Diversispora eburnea is the source of this 283-nucleotide messenger RNA. The record is from the annotation of a GenBank genome assembly. NCBI's taxonomy places the organism in Eukaryota, Fungi, Glomeromycota, Glomeromycetes, Diversisporales, Diversisporaceae.